Molecule: messenger RNA, 1314 nt
Organism: Neomonachus schauinslandi (Hawaiian monk seal)
Lineage: Eukaryota; Metazoa; Chordata; Mammalia; Carnivora; Phocidae
Product: kelch domain-containing protein 2-like
Molecular function (GO): protein binding
Source: RefSeq, a predicted model, not a curated record
AUGGCUGAUGGCAACGAGGAUCUGCGGGCGGACGACUUGCUGGCACCAGCCUACAAGGGCUAUGUGUCCAUGGAGCUUGCCUGCCCCAUGCGCAAUGGCCACAUAGCCGUGGGCAUCAGGUGCCACAUGUUCCUCUGGGGCGGCUACAAGAGUAAUCAAAUCAGAGGAUUAUAUGACUUUUAUCUGCCUAGAGAAGAACUAUGGAUCUACAAUAUGGAGCCUGGAAGAUGGAAAAAAGUUAACAUGGAAGGAGAUGUUCCUCCUUCCAUGUCAGGAAGCUGUGCUGUGUGUGUAGACAGGGUGCUGUACUUGUUCGGAGGACACCAUUCAAGAGGCAAUACCAAUAAGUUCUACAUGCUGGAUUCAAGGUCUACUGACAGAGUAUUACAGUGGGAAAGGAUUGAUUGCCAAGGAAUUCCUCCAUCAUCAAAGGACAAACUUGGUGUCUGGGUAUAUAAAAACAAGUUAAUAUUUUUUGGAGGUUAUGGAUAUUUACCUGAAGAUAAAGUAUUGGGAACUUUUGAAUUUGAUGAAACAUCUUUUUGGAAUUCAAGCCACCCAAGAGGAUGGAAUGAUCAUGUACAUAUUUUAGACACUGAAACAUUUAUCUGGAGUCAGCUUAUUACUACUGAUGCUAGAAUGAAUGAUUUUCACUAUCUUAAUUUGGACACAUGGGAGUGGAACGAAUUAAUUGCACAAGGCAUAUCCCCAGUUGGCCAAUCUUGGUACUCACUAACACCAGUUUCUUCAGAUCAUCUCUUUCUCUUUGGAGGAUUUACCACUGAUAAACAGCCACUGAGUGAUGCCUGGACUUACUGCAUCAGUAAAAAUGAAUGGAUACAGUUUAAUCAUCCCUAUACUGAAAAACCAAAAUUAUGGCAUACAGCUUGUGCCAGUGACAAAGGAGAAGUAAUUGUGUUUGGUGGGUGUGCCAAUAACUUUCUUGUCCAUCACAGAGCUGCACACAGUAAUGAAAUACUUAUAUUUUUAGUUCAACCAAAAUCUCUUGUAAGGCUAAGCUUAGAAGCAGUCAUUUGCUUUAAAGAAAUGUUAGCCAACUCGUGGAACUGCCUUUCAAAACACUUACUUCACAGUAUUAAUCAGAGGUUUGAUAGUAACAACACUUCAGGAUCUUAAGGCUUCAUAGAUAAUGCCUCUGAUCACCUUGCAUGGACAGCAAUUCUGUAAACAUCAGAGAGUGGCAUCGUUUGUAUAAUUAUAUGCAUUGUUGUAGUUUGCAGCUUUUUGGUUUUAAUGUGCAUGUGAAUGGCCUAGAGAACUUAUUUUUGUGUCUAAAGUUUACAAUAAAUGUAU